This is a messenger RNA of Paralichthys olivaceus (Japanese flounder), 724 nucleotides long. NCBI's taxonomy places the organism in Eukaryota, Metazoa, Chordata, Actinopteri, Pleuronectiformes, Paralichthyidae. The record is from RefSeq and is a predicted model, not a curated record.
GUGUCUGAACGUGAAACGAUGAGCGCAGCGAAGAACGACUCCGAGAAAGAUGGCGGAGGAGUUUCAGUGUGAAGACGUUUCUCAGGGAGACGAGUCUGGCAGAGGGGGGAGAGGAUUGAGAGGCGACGGGCAGAGGCUAACGCUCGGCGCGGCGCUGCUAGCAACCCAUACAGUCUAUGCUAGCAACGCACGCCAACCGGAAACUGUGGAUGACUUUUUACGCAACUUCCUCCUUCACGCAGGUAUGACACAAACUCUCCAGUGUUUCCAGGCGGAGUGGAGUGAGAUGGAACACCGGGUCGGUGUGGUGCCCGACGUCUACACCGACAACCAGCGCCUGGACACGGAGCUGAAACACGAGUACAGGCGGGCGGCCACCGCUGCGGCUCAGGCCCUGGUGAAGACCCAGAGAUCCAGAGACCUCCACCGGCUGCAGUACACGCGCCGUGUUGAUCGAGGACGUGAGGAGGCUCGUUACAGAAGAUGAAUGGACACCAGGCGGGUUUAAAGGCUGCAGAGGGGGAGAAGGUGAAGUCAGCUCAGCACAUCAUCCAAGUGUCAAAGUGACAACACAUCCACGGCCCUGGCAUCUCCUCUAAGAAGUCACACUAAGGCCCACUGAACAAAUCUAUGUUCUAAUAAAUAACUGUUAGAUCUCACAUGACUCUUUUCAUGGAGUCUGGCCCCUUCAUGGUCCAGUGUGUAGGAUUUAGGUGAAAGGGAU